Anopheles merus is the source of this 3764-nucleotide messenger RNA. Its product is annotated as pyridoxal-dependent decarboxylase domain-containing protein 1. The transcript has 8 exons. Bases 349 to 3093 code for a protein of 914 amino acids. Gene Ontology annotation, cellular component: intracellular membrane-bounded organelle. Lineage: Eukaryota; Metazoa; Arthropoda; Insecta; Diptera; Culicidae. The record is from RefSeq and is a predicted model, not a curated record.
AAACAGCUGACGUACAGCAAUUCUGGGAAUAGUUGUUCCAAGGGUGUCGAACCCGCUCCCAUCGGAAGCAAGAACAGCGCCGAAGCACUACAAAGCGAGUCAAGCAAACCGGUCAAUGUUAACCUAACCCGUACGUCAACCCGCGCCGUACGGCUUAUCCGUGGCGUUUUGCAGCCCCCGACACGACUGUGUAUUGGUUUCGAUGACGUUUUUGCCACAUAAAUAAUCCCGUACCGUUUCGCAUAGAGCAAAAGUGUCCGUGCUUCACUCCCCCAGCCGCGCCGAACGCAGACCUCCCGUGUGUUUGCGUGUUUUUGUGGCUGUUUUUUAACCCAAGGACGGUGCCGGAUGAAGGAACCGGAGGUGGACGGGGGUCCGGGCCCGACCGACCCGGGCCAGGAGGAACCGUCGAUGGCGACGCGAGAGGUGCAAACGCAGCAGACGGAGAUAGCGGCUUCGAUCGUUCGGUCCAGCUUGGCCGAGAUUGAGACGCAGGCCUCCGGCAUGCUGAACCAUCUGGAGUACGUGCGGGCAGGGCAGAAGCAAGCGCAACCGCAGCCGCAACCGCAACCGCAACCGCCACAGCCGCCCACGUCACAGCAGCGGCGCGACUCGUCAGAAGAGUCGUCCGGGUCGGCGUCUGCCGCGUCCGGGGUGUACGGGCUGGAGCUGGCCCGGAAGCCGCACGCCGAGGUGCUGGCCUCGCUGGAGCAUCUGCUCGCCACCCUGCUGCCGGAGGAGGAUGGCGGCACCGACCAGCAGGAGUUUGUGCUGCCGCCGCUCGACGAAGCGUCCCACCUGGCGAUACUGCAGCAUUCGACCGCCGCCUACCUCGGGGCGCUCGAGCGGCACCAGCUGGCCCGGGUCGUCUCGCGGCUCGCCACCGACACGGCCCGGUGGCUCGGGGGGCUGUUCAAGUUUGCCGACUGCCACACGAACUACUGCCGGGACGAGGCGGAGUGUACGCUGCAGGCGAUACGGCUCGCCCUGAUCCAGCAGCAGGGCGAGGCGAGGGCCGACGCGCGACCGCCCACCGCCGCCCACACGAUCUAUCUGGCUGACCUGGCCCAGCUGUACACGGUGCAGCAUGCCUGUCGGUACCUGGGCCUGCCGCUGUCCUGCAUUCGGGUCGUGCCGUGCCAGCGGGCCGAGGACGCACCGGACGGGUGCGGCGGCCGGAUGGACCUGCAGCAGCUCGACAGCAUGCUCACGAUGGAUGAGGCGGCCGGGCGGCAGCCGCUGCUGCUGUUCGCGACCGUCGGCAGCCCGCUCACCGGCGUAUCGGACGAUCUGCUCGCGCUCAGCACAAUCUGCGCCGCCCAGCGCAUGUGGCUGCACUGCCAGGGGCUCGGGCUGGCCGGGCUCGCCCUCACCGCCACGUGGAUGGGCAAGUCGAAACGUAUGCCCAACUCAUUCACGCUCAGCCUUAACAGCUGGCUCGGGCUGACCGGCGUACCGUCCGUGCUGGUACACAAACCGAGCACGAUUACCGCCAAACCGAGCACCGUCUUCGACAGCGACCCGAUCCUGUCCAAUCGGGUGUCCUGUCUGAGCGUUUGGGCGGUGCUGCAAGCGCUUGGCGCUGACACCGUGAUCGAGCGCAUCUUUUCCGCGUUCGACUCGUGCCAGGCGCUCGGCAAGAUAUUGCUGCAAUUCGAGGGAAUUAAUGUGCUGAGUAAAGUGGCGUCUCACGACUCCAGCGACCAGUAUCGAUACUAUCUUGAAGGUGCUGCCAAUUACAAUAUGCUGUUCGACCAUAGUAUACCGGUGCUACUGUUCCAGUUCGAUGGCCACACGGAUACGCGCAACCGAACGGAAUCGGAAUCUGACCAGGCCCCAGCCAAGGCGACCACAACGACUUCAACCACGGCAGCGCCAGAAUCGGCCGACGAACCGAAACCGGCACACCAAACCGUGGAGAAAAACCCCUCGAAUGCGCAGUAUUACGACCGGCUCAACAGCUGGCUCGGUCAGAUACUGCUGCGCGACUGUGGCCAGCUCAGCCUGGAAAUGAUCGAGCACGAGCAGCACGGCAUCUGCAUCCGCUACUGCCCGUUCGUGCCCGGGUACGGCGAUCAGGUGCCCCGGCUAACGCCCGACCAGCUGGUCACGUUUGCCGGCUGCAUCGAGACGCAGAUCGAGAUACUGCACUCGACCAUCCGGCACCGGGCCCGGUUUCAGCAGCUGGUGGCGGCGAGUGGCGUCCUGCGGCUGAUUGAGCUGCACGACUGGGCCGGCCUCGGCGGCGUCUACUACGUGCCGGAGGGCUGGGAGACGCUCCUCACCGACCAGGCGAAGGGUGAGCUGAACAAGCUCAACACGGCGCUGGUGGAGGCGCUGCAGGCAACCGAUAGUGCAUUUUCCCACGCCGAAAGCAGCGAUGGGUUGAUCUGUGUACGCUUCGGCAUGGUGACGAGCGAGACGGAUGUUGAGGAGCUGCUGGAGCUGGUCGUGCAGACGGCGCGCGUCGUGCAGGAGAACUCCAAAAUUCUCGACACGAUGUCGGAAAUCCUGAAGAAGGGUAUCGAGGCGGCAACCAUCGAUCUGCAGCGCGAGGCGGAGGAAAAGCUGUGGCAGGAGGGCAUACUGCGGCAGGUGCCGCUGGUUGGACGGGUCGUCAAUUGGUGGUCCCCGCCGGCCAAGGAGACGGGCAUGAAGGGUCGCAGCCUUAAUCUAACGCAGGGUGUCGUCGAGAGUACGGAAAAUAUUUACAAAUACCAUAUGCAGAUGACGCCGAAAACGUCGCACCAGCUGCCGGGUAACAAGGCUCCACCGGCACCGCUCGUACAAAAGGCAAUCAAUGCCGAUCCGGACGACCGGUCGGUGCAACAUUCGCGCAACGCUAGCUCCAGCAGCGAACUGUCCGGCGUCGGUGCUGGCCGCACGAGCUUGCCGGCCCGCUCCAAGUCACCCCACUCGCCGACAGCCACGCAGCCGCAGCAGCAACCGACGCCUCCUCCUCCCUCUACGGCUGCUUCUCUUUCCGUCCCGCCAGCGACGAAGCCCGUAUCGCCGACUGGUACGAGCAGGGCAGCUGUGGAACCGCAGCCGACGACGCCCACGCCGGACGGUGGUGCGACAGCCGAACCAUGAACCGUUACGCAGCACGACUGGAGUGGACAACACGAAACACCGUUCACCGACACCACCACCACCACCACCACCACCAAUAGCGGAGUUCUCGUUUACCAAAGCUUUUCGUUUUAAACAAUGUUUUUAAGUUCCGCGUUCCCCUUUCUUCUCGAUCGUUCGGGAUCGUUCCCACUUCUAUGUCUCCCUCCCCUAUGCCCUUGCUUGGAAAACCAUUCCAUUCUAGAUCGUAAUUGAAAGCAACGAUAGCACGAAGGCUGAAGCUGAAAGCUCCUCGAGUUGAUUUGUUUUAUUUGUUUGGGAUUUUUUUGUGUUUGUAUUUUGUUUACAGCGAUGCACACUAUGCUUAUCUAGUGUUAAAUGUGACGGUACGAAAGUAAGUAGGUACGACUAGCACACAGAGAGGCCAUGAAAUGAAAUAUGUGCAGGGCCUUCUUCAACCCAUUAACACAGGUGAGGGUUCGGUGGUUGCAGUAUUCCAGAACCGAUCGAUCUCUCACACACUGUGUGCUUAGCUUAUUGUUAACGUAUUUGUUUAACAUAUUAGUUUUAGCGUUAAAAAAAUAAACUUGCACCUUAUAACACACACACAUGCAUACACUAAUACCAAUAUGUAUUGUAGUUUCUAAAAGCAGACACUAUAUAGAUUAGGGCAAGCAUGAUACACAGAAACA